CUGCUGAGCCCGCCAAAAGUCCCAUUCUGCAAAUGGUGCUGCACCAGUUGAGUAGUCCUUGACUUAUGACCGGUUGGGGGUCGCAGCAUUAAAAAGGUUGAGAACCACUGGUCUAGGCCAUGGAAGAGAAGGAUUGUGGGGGGGCAUGAUGGCUGUCUUCCACUACUUGAGGGCCUGUCAUGAAGAGGAGAUCAAUUUAUUCUCUAGGGCAAUGGAAGGCAGAACAAGAAGUUCAUGGGUGGAAGGUUGUCAAAGGAAGAUCCAAUCUAGAAGUAAGGAGAAAUGGAGAUCAGUUGGCCAUGUGCUUUGGUGGGAUAUUCUAUUCUUCCUUUUUUUUUUCUUUUGAAAAAUGUAGUUUGGAAAUAUUUCUUCUACCAUAUAUUCACAAUCACCCCCCUCUUUCUUAGCCCGUUUUCGAGGCCCUGCUGCACAUUUUUCUCUGUGUGACCUAAUGGAGACUUCUGUGCAAGCACAAUUACAGGAGUACAUAGCAUUUAGCAGAUAUAGGUUGUCCUCCUUCAGGAAUGGUAUGCUGGGUGCUCUUGGAUGCAGCCCUGGGCAGCAAGAGGGAAGUUGGCUCCCUUGUAGCAUCUGGCCUGAUGUUGCUGCUAUGUCCUAAAACUUUGGGAGCCACAUUAAAUAAGUCAUAAAGAUUUCAGAUGUAGAGAGAUUUUGAUCUCUCCUGAGAGUCACCCCUAGGAAAAUUGUUUGUAUAAUUGUGUAAAACCGUCAUGAACAUUUGGGGCUCAGCACCUCGCUAAUCUUCUAAUGUAACUAAUGCAGUGUUUCUCAACCUUGACAAUUUUAAGUCAUGUGGACUUCAUCUCCCAGAAUUCCACAGCCAGCAAUGCUGGCUGUGGAAUUCUGGGAGUUGAAGUCCACAUGACUUAAAAUUGUCAAGGUUGAGAAACACUGAACUAAUGUAACUAGCAUCACAUUUCACUAGGCUCUGUUGCAAAGGUUAGUUGCUAGAAGUCAGAAACUACUUGAUAGCUUUUAAUCAAGGGGGAAAUCGUGCAAACGCCUUAGGCAGAGACGAGAGAAGCGUGCUUUUCGCCUCCUAUCCACGGUCAAACAGGCAACAUCUGUGCUUAGCAAGGGGACAAUACAGAAUGUGGCAUCUGUGGCUGACUUUAAACGAGUUAAAACCAUCGAGUACUAUAUUGCUAGAGAGGAGAGGAGAGGGGAAGCGCCGAGGAACUUCCUCUUCCUGAUCACUAAUCAGAGGAAGAUGGUGUGUAGGGAGGAUUUUGUGCUCUUCCCGGAUUGAAGCAGCAGCUGGAAGAAAAGAGGAUGGGAAGAAGAGCACUCUGGACAGCUAAAAAUAACAGGCAACAUUGAAAAGGAAAGCAAAUCAAGCUAGAAAUCAAAAUAUUUUCCAUUUCCUUCAGAAAACCACACAACUGUCCUCCUCCAGCAGUUCUUAGAAAAAAAGAGAGAAAAUCAAGAAAGUUUUCAAACUGGAAUAAGUAGAUUAUUCAGAACUCAAGGAUACAUUACAUGAAAAAUGAAGGGAGAUUAUUCAUUCAGUAAAAGAGGGAAAUAACUGGAAAUCAGUGCAGGAAAGGGUGAGUAGGAAAGUCACGCAGGCCUCGCUUCUGAGGAAGAAAACGGAUUGAAUGAAAGCACCAAUAAACAAGGGAUUGUCCAUAUUUUUGACCUCCUCAAGAAUAUCAGCUGUGGAAAAGCUCUGUACUUGUGUCUAUUGUUGGAAAACCACAGAUUGCAAAUCACAACUGAUUAUGCACAGGAAGAGCCACACUGGAGAAAAGCCAUACAAAUCAUCUGAUUGUGGCAAAAGCUUUAAUCAGAACAGCUCCCUUGUGGUUCAUGGAAGGACCCACACAAGAGAAAAGCCAUACAAGCACUCCUAGUGUAAUAAAUGCUUUAGUGAGCAUGGCAACAUGGUGAUACAUCAAAGGAUUCACAGCAGGGCGAAAAAAUACAACUGUACUAUUGUGUGAAUAUUUCAUUAGAAAUUCCCCAUGUCGGGAGACACCAUAGGAUCCACACAGGAGAGAAACCCUUUGAAUGUCCUAUCUGUGGGAAAUGUUUCAGUCACAAGUCCAACCUGGCGAUACACCAGAGGAUUCACACAGGAGAGAAACCAUACGUUUCCACUUUGUCGCAAAAGUAUCAUUUCAAAUUCUGACCAGAUGAAACGUCAGAGGACUCACACAGGAGACAAACCCUUUGAAUGUCCUGAAUGUGGGAAAAGUUUCAGUGACAAUUCCUGCCUUGUGAAACACCAGAGGACGCACACAGGAGAGAAACCGUUUGAAUGUCCUGAAUGUGGGAAAUGUUUCAAUAGGAAUUCCCAUCUGGUGAGACACCAGAGGACUCACACAGGAGAGAAACCCUUUGAAUGUCCUGAUUGUGGGAAAGGUUUCAGUGAGAAUUGCAAGCUCUUGACACACCAAAGGACUCACACAGGAGAGAAACCCUUUCAAUGUCCAGAUUGUGGGAAAAGUUUCCAUUGGAAUUCACACCUCGUGAAACACCAGAGGACUCAUACAGGAGAGAAACCCUUUGAAUGUCCUAUCUGUUGGAAAGGUUUCAGGUGCAAGUCCAACCUGAUGAUACACCAGAGGACUCACACAGGAGAGAAACCCUUUGAAUGUGCUGAUUGUGGGAAAAGUUUCAGUGAGAAUGGUAAGCUCUUGAGACACCAAAGGACUCACACAGGAGAGAAACCCUUUGAAUGUCCUGAUUGUGGGAAACGUUUCAGUAACAAGUCCAGCCUUGUGAUACACCAGAGAGUUCACACAGGAGAGAAACCUUUUGAAUGUCCUAUCUGUGGGAAAAGUUUCAUUGACAAAUCCAACCUGGUGAUACACCAGAGGACUCACACAGGAGAGAAACCCUUUGAAUGUCCUGAUUGUGGGAAAAGUUUCAGUGAGAAUGGCAAGCUCUUGAGACACCAGAGGACUCACACAGGAGAGAAUUCCUUUGAAUGUCCUGAUUUUGGGAAAAGUUUCAAUCAGAAUUCCCAGAUCAUGACACACCAGAGGACUCACACAGGAGAGAAACCCUUUGAAUGUCCUGAUUUGGGGGAAAGUUUCAAUCACGAGUCCAACCUGGUGACACAACAGAGGACUGACACAGGAGAGAAUUCCUUUGAAUGUCCUGAUUUUGGGAAAAGUUUCAAUCAUAAUUCCCAGAUCAUGACACACCAGAGGACUCACAUAGGAGAGAAACCCUUUGAAUGUCCUGAUUUUGGGGAAAGUUUCAGUCAGAAUUCCAGCCUUGUGACAGACACACCAGAGGACUCACAUAGGAGAGAAACCCUUUCAAUAGACUAA
Messenger RNA from Crotalus tigris (Tiger rattlesnake), 3302 nucleotides. RefSeq names its product zinc finger protein OZF-like. The transcript is spliced from 2 exons. The record is from RefSeq and is a predicted model, not a curated record. Gene Ontology annotation, biological process: regulation of immune system process; regulation of cytokine production; negative regulation of transcription by RNA polymerase II. NCBI's taxonomy places the organism in Eukaryota, Metazoa, Chordata, Lepidosauria, Squamata, Viperidae. Bases 1986 to 3302 code for a protein of 438 amino acids.